Molecule: messenger RNA, 2094 nt
Organism: Balaenoptera acutorostrata (minke whale)
Lineage: Eukaryota; Metazoa; Chordata; Mammalia; Artiodactyla; Balaenopteridae
Gene: SPPL2C
Product: signal peptide peptidase like 2C
Exons: 1
Coding region: 1-2061 (686 amino acids)
Biological process (GO): membrane protein proteolysis
Cellular component (GO): Golgi-associated vesicle membrane; lumenal side of endoplasmic reticulum membrane; lysosomal membrane
Molecular function (GO): aspartic endopeptidase activity, intramembrane cleaving
Source: RefSeq, a predicted model, not a curated record
AUGGUGUGCCUGGGCUUCCUCCUCCUCCUCCUCCUCCUCCUCACCAGCACCAUGGCCCGGGGGGAGUACGCUGUGGUCCACGUGGUGUCAGACAACUGGAGCAAGGACUACUGCGUCCUGUUCCGCUCCGACUACGUCACCCUGCCCCGGGACCUGCACCACGCCCCCCUCCUGCCCCUGCACGACGGCACCCAGGCACCCUGGUGCCCAGGCGAGGACUCCUCCCACCAGGCCCACCCCGGCUCCCGCAGCCAGUGGCCCCUCCGCCUGACCACCGCCAUGGUCGUGAGGGGUAACUGCAGCUUCUACGCCAAAGGCUGGCUGGCUCAGGCCCGAGGAGCCCACGGGCUGCUCAUCGUGAGCCAGGUCAGCGGCCAGCAAUGCUCAGACACCACCCCGGCAACCCAGGACCGCCACAAGCCCCUGCCACACCUCACCAUCCCCGUGGCCGUGCUCUGCUACACCGACAUGCUCGACAUCCUCAGCUACACCCACGGUGGCGCCGGGGUCCGUGUGGCCUUGUAUGCACCCCCAGAGCCCAUCCUUGACUACAACGUGGUGGUCAUCUUCAUCCUGGCUGUAGGCACCGUGGCCGUGGGCGGCUACUGGGCCGGAGUGACCGAGGCUGACCGGGUGCAGCGGCGCCUGGCCCAAGGGGAAGGGGGGCCUGGCGGUCACAAUCAGCAGGAAGCAGUGGCAGCCCAGCAGGGGCACGAGGAAGAAGACGCAACAGUGGACUUCACGCCGGCCAUGAUGGGCGCAGUGGUCACCAUGUCCUCCUCCAUCAUGCUGCUGCUCUACUUCUUCUACGACUGCUUUGUCUAUGUCAUGAUCGCCAUCUUCGGCCUGGGCGCCAGCACCGGCCUCUACAGCUGCCUGGUGCCCGUGGUGCACCACCUGCCCCUGCAGCAAUACUGGUGGCCCCUGCCCGGCCGCCGGGCCUGUCUGCAGCUGCCCCUGCUGCUGCUGCUGGCCGGCCUGUGCAUGGUGGUGACGGUCCUCUGGGUCGCCUACCGCAACGAGGACCGCUGGGCGUGGCUCCUGCAGGACAUGCUGGGUGUGGCCUACUGCCUUUUCGUCCUGCGGCGUGUGCGCCUGCCCACCCUCAAGAGCUGUGCCUCCUUCCUGCUGGCCCUGCUGGCCUUUGAUGUCUUCUUUGUCUUCGUCACACCCCUGCUCACCAGGACCGGCGAGAGCAUCAUGGUGGAGGUAGCCUCGGGCCCGGCAGACUCCUUGAGCCACGAGAGGCUGCCCAUGGUGCUCAAGGUGCCCCAGCUGAGCUUCUCGGCCUUGACCCUGUGUGACGAGCCCUUCUCCAUCCUUGGCUUCGGUGACAUCGUGGUCCCCGGCUUCUUGGUGGCCUACUGUCACCGCUUUGACGUGCAUAUCCGCUCGCGGCAGGUCUACUUCGUGGCCUGCACCGUGGCCUACGCUGUGGGCCUGCUGGUCACCUUUGUUGCCAUGGCGCUCAUGCAGAUGGGCCAGCCCACCCUGCUCUACCUGGUGUCCAGCACCCUGCUCACCAGCCUGGCCGUGGCUGCCUGCCGCCAAGAGCUCACCCUCUUCUGGACUGGCCAGGGCACAGCCAAGACCCCCGCCCGGCCGGUGCCAGGGCUCUGCGGGGCCCCUUCAGUUGGCCUUGACCAGAAGCAGGAGCACGCAGCAGACGUCCACAGAGCCAGCGAGCUUGAGGGGGCCACUGAGCACCUGGCAGGGAACUUAGACGGUGACCUCGGGAAGGACACGGCUGAGAUCGUCACCAUAUCUGAGGAGGAAGCCACCAGUCCUGAAGGCCACAGUGACAGCUCUGAGGGCUGGAGUGAUGCCACCCUGGAGCCUGAUGAGCUGCCCUGUACCCCCCCUGGGGCCUCAGAGGAGCUGAUGCCACUGAUGCCACCGGCCACGCUGACACCACUGAUGCCACUCAUGCCGCCGCCCUCGGAGCUGGGCCACACCCACGCCCAGGCCCAGGCCCACGAUGCUGGCCUGCCCUGGACGGGGCUCCACGAUAAGAAGGGCCCAAAGGUAAGGAAGAGCAUGUCGACCCAGGCUCCCUUGUGAACCCGGGGCCCUGGGACUUGUGCCUCUGGACUG